Messenger RNA from Penicillium nucicola, 1734 nucleotides. Its product is annotated as putative general amino acid permease (Agp2). Lineage: Eukaryota; Fungi; Ascomycota; Eurotiomycetes; Eurotiales; Aspergillaceae. Gene Ontology annotation, biological process: amino acid transmembrane transport. The transcript is spliced from 6 exons. Bases 1 to 1734 code for a protein of 577 amino acids. Gene Ontology annotation, cellular component: membrane. The record is from RefSeq and is a predicted model, not a curated record. Gene Ontology annotation, molecular function: amino acid transmembrane transporter activity.
AUGUUUUCAGACGAGCAUGUCUCGCAUACGCCCACCGCGGCUGCCAUCCAGAGCGCAGAACCUGUUCGCGUCGCCGAUCCCGAGUCGAAAUCGACCAAGUUUUUAGGCAAGACGGAUGUCUCUGAGAAGAACUCGCUGUAUAACCGAGCGCUUUCGGUUGGGAGCGGCUCGAUGAAGUCGUCGCAUGACCAUACCCAUCGCAAGCUUAAGCCUCGUCAUGUACAAUUGAUCGGCAUUGGAGGGACAAUCGGCACGGCGCUGUACGUUCAAAUUGGUUCCAAUUUGCGUACUGCGGGUCCUGCCAGUUUGUUCAUUGGAUUUAGUCUAUGGAGCUGCGUGAUUCUCAUUAUCACCGUGUGCCUGGCUGAAAUGGUCACAUACCUCCCCAUCUCCUCGCCCUUCAUCCGCUUCGCCGGUCGCUAUGUCGACGAGGCCUUGGGCGUCGCAGCCGGAUACAACUUUUUCAUUUUCGAAGCUGCCCUGGUCCCAUUCGAGAUCGUUGCUGUCAGUCUGAUCGUCCGAUACUGGACAGAUAUCAUCCCUGUGGCUGCAAUGAACGUCAUCGUUCUAGUCCUCUACGGAGCUCUAAACCUCUUCGCAGUCAAAUGGUACGGCGAAGCCGAGUUCUGGCUCUCCCUCGGCAAAGUCCUCCUCAGCAUAGGUCUGAUCUUCUACACUUUCAUCGUCAUGCUAGGCGGCAACCCCCUCGGCGAUCGCUUCGGCUUCAGAUAUUGGAACGAGCCAGGCGCCUUCGCCGAGUACUACUCAACAGGCGAUACUGGCCGGUUCCUGGGCGUUCUGUCCGCGCUCAUUGCCGCCAGUUUCACCAUCGCCGGUCCGGACUAUGUCUCCAUGGCUGCGGGUGAGACUAUCAACCCUCGCAAAGUUCUGCCCAAGGCCUUCAAUGGUGUUUUCUAUCGUCUGACUGCCUUCUUCGUGCUGGGUGUGCUGUGUAUUGGUAUCCUCGUGCCGUACAAUGAUAAGACUAUGGCUGAGGCUUUUGAUAAUGAUCAGCCUGGGGCUGCGGCUUCGCCGUAUGUCAUUUCGAUGGAUCGCUUGAAGAUUCCCGUUUUGCCAGAUAUUGUUAAUGCUGUCGUUCUUACGGCUUCGUUCAGUGCCGGUAAUAGCUAUAUGUACUGUGCCAGUCGCAGUCUUUAUGGUCUGGCGCUCGAAGGCAAGGCUCCCAAGUUCCUGACCAGGUGUACGAGUCGUGGUGUGCCUGUCUACUGUGUUGGCAUUGUUCUUGUCAUUGCCCUGCUCAGUUUCUUGCAGGUUUCUAACAGUGCUGCUGUUGUGCUGAAUUGGUUUGUUAAUCUGGUAACUGCCUCCCAACUUAUCAACUUUUCCGUCGUGACUUUCACCUAUAUUCGCUUCAAGAAAGCCCUCGAAGCACAGGGCAUCGAGAGAUCCUCCUUACCCUAUCAAAGUUGGUGGCAGCCCUACAUCGCCUACAUCGCCUGCACCUGUACAACAAUCAUGGCCUUUGUGGGCGGCUACACGGUCUUCUUGCCGGGAAACUGGUCCAUCCCGACAUUCCUCUUCUCUUAUACCAUGAUCGGCGUCUUUCCCGUUCUAUACUUUGGAUGGAAGUUCUUCCACAAGACCAAGUUCCUCAAGCCUGAAGAAGUUGAUUUGUUGAGUGGUGUUGUGGAAAUCGAGGAGUACACUAGGGAUUUCGUUACUGAGCCGCCGAAGACUGUCAUUCACAAGUGGGUGUACAAGAUCUUUGAAUGA